Gastrolobium bilobum is the source of this 2616-nucleotide messenger RNA. RefSeq names its product autophagy-related protein 13a. Gene Ontology annotation, cellular component: cytosol; phagophore assembly site; extrinsic component of membrane. Gene Ontology annotation, biological process: mitophagy; protein localization to phagophore assembly site; autophagosome assembly. The transcript is spliced from 4 exons. The coding region runs from base 475 to 2259 and encodes 594 amino acids. NCBI's taxonomy places the organism in Eukaryota, Viridiplantae, Streptophyta, Magnoliopsida, Fabales, Fabaceae. The record is from RefSeq and is a predicted model, not a curated record.
UUCUUCUCUCAUUUCUAAACUUGAUCAAUUAAAUAUACAAUAUUAUACAUUUAUUAUAAUAAUUUGGAGUUGAAGAGAGAGAACGCCACGGCACUGUGUGUUUCUACGCAACCUUGUUUCUUCUUAUUCUUGGCUUGGACAAUAUGAGUCAUGGCGUCUCUCUUCUAAUGCUAACAUACCCAUCAUCCCCUUCUUCGUCUCUGCUUCUCCUAUCAUAGUGAACCAUGAUGCCCGUUUUCCUUGGUGCUGCUGGGGCUGCAUAUUGACUGGUGAUGAUCAAUGAGGUGAUACUGUGAGUGAGCUAUGUGAUCUGUUCCUCGUCUCAUGCAUUUUUUGGAAUUUCCUAUUUGAUAGACAUGUAUGAGUUUGACAAGUAGUGGAUUUUUCUGGGAGAGGAUAUUUUUGUGGUAAAAUAUGUUCUUGGGUGAAGGGGGAAUUUAAUUAGGAAUUAUAUUUUUUUUUUCCUGGGGUAGGAUGGAUUUGCAGUGUAAUAUGCAGCCCGAAUUGGGAAAAUUGGAACAGAUUAUUUACCAAUUUCUUUUGAAGAGCUUACACAUCAUUUUGGACUCGAGGGUGCCUUUGUUAAAGUCACAUGAUAGAAGUGGUGACCAGUCAAUGGGUUUUCGUGUGAGAAGGAGUGACAAAUGGUUUAACUUGGCAUUAGGUGAUCGACCUUCUGCUUUAGAUAACUUGAACUUCUGGCACAGAAAUUUGAUGGAUCCUAUGAAUAUUGACAUUAUACUAGUUCAUGAAGGGACUGGUUCUUCUGUUGAGACAGUUAUAGAGAGGUGGGUUGUUCAGUAUGAUUGUCCCCGAGUAACAGCUCCUCACACUGGUGACAUUACUGGCUCUUACAAGAAGACUUACCAGAAGUCAAUAGUACUGUUCCGGGCUCUUCAUUCUCAAAUGAGGCUUCUCCCUGCUCAUAAGAUAUUUAGGAUGCUAAGUACAUCAAGUCAUGCUUGUAAUUUUGAUAUUAUUUACAAGGUCUCUUCCUUUAGUGAUCCAUUCUCUCGGGCAGAAGGGGGAAUGCUGGAAGAAUAUAAUUUCACUCCUGUUGACGCACUUCCGGGCCGCCUUUGUAUAUCUGUGACCUACCGUACUGUGCUAUCUGAUUUCAACCUCGAGUGUUCAACACCAUUACCUCCAAAAAUAAUUACUGAUUAUGUUGGAAGCCCCAAUACUGACCCUUUGAGGUCUUUCCCUUCCUCAGAAAAGGGUGUUUGUGCCACUUCCUUUCCUUUGAGAGGGAUAGCACCUCCAUCUUCUGUGCCACUUGAACGUCCUCACAGCUGGACAAGUGGCCUCCAUAAAGCAGCACCUUUUGUACAGAACCAUCCAUAUGUUGGAUCCCCACCGGUGUACCGUGCUUCUCCCAAGCCAUAUGAUUUUCCAUCUCCACCUACUGAUAAUUAUGGUAUCAGAAUUAACAACUAUCGAAUACAAAACCGGCAAAGGUCUACAAGUUACGAUGAGUAUCAACUUUCUCCUCCAUUCUCACCCUCAUCAUCUCCAUCACCACCUACAUACUUAUAUAGUGGCAAUCCAAUGCAAACCCGUAUGCGCGCUGAAACUGCCCCUGUAACUAUACCUCAUCCAGUGAUGAGCAAAAGCUCUAGAAAUCUUUCUCCUAAUUUUUCAGAUCCCAGUAGAAAUUCUCUGCCUCCUUUAUCUCCCAGAAGGAAUGAUGCUUCAUCACAGGAGUCUCCAUCUGGAAUUAGGUCAUUCAGGAAAAUAGAAGCUUCAAGGGCUGGUCAAAAGAUUGUCAAAGAUAGCAAGGAUGAUUCAGGGCGGUUCUCAGGAUUGUUAUCUUCGAGUGACUCACCACGCAUCGGAUUUUCUAGAACCUCUAGUAGAUUAUCUUUUCAGGAUGACUUGGAUGAUGGUGACUUUUCGUGUCCUUUUGAUGUUGAUGAUGUUGAUACACCAGAUGUUCCAUGCAGUCAGAAUGUGGAUGGGAAGAGUGGUUCGGAGAUCACUUCAACAUCACUACAAAUGGGGAAAAAAUCACCUGAUGCUGCUGUUGGGGAACUUGUGCACAUGCUUAGGACUGCACCUUCUUUGCGCCAAGAUCCAAGUUGCUAUUCAUCCCAUUCCCUAAAGGCUGAACUUGAGGGAGGAGUUGGUACUGCUUCUGGAUUCUUCAUGCCUAGAAAGACAGCUGAUGCACUUGAAGAGCUCAGGAGUUACAGAGAAAUGAGAGACCUUCUUCUUUCCAAGAGUGGGACUCGGAUUGUGAACACAGAUGAAUCUUCUUAAGCAUGCUUGAAAUAUAAAAUAGUUGAGGCAGUUGAUGCUGACUAAAGAGUAGUACUAAACUACUAAUUUGAGUUAUACAGAAAAAGCACUUCAUUUGGGAAACAAAAAGAUCCUAUGGAUUUGUGUACAUAUCCUGACUGAAUGUUGGCUAGAAACACCAAAGUUAUUUUAUCACGGCCAAAAUACUUCUAAUAUGCUCUCAAUCUUUAUAAACAUUAUAGUUGUGAAAUGAGGAACUUGCUUGCCUGGUGUAUAUGCUAAUGACAAAGGUGGGGAAAAAAAGAAAGAAAAUGUCACUGGUAUUUUGGGAGAAAGGUUGUUGAAUUUCAUUGUAAAAAUGCACGCACGCAACAGGAA